AUGUCGGAGAAAACACACGUCAAAGUAAAGCACAUCUCUCCAUCAGGGUCCUGGAUGUUCGAGGUUGUUAGUCUGGUUGUUGCUAUUCUAGCCACAACUGCAAUCAUUGGUGUUCUCGGGGCAUAUGACGGCAAGCCAUUGGCGUCAUGGCAUUUCCAAAUCACUAUCAACGCUGUCAUUGCUUUGUUGGCUACCGUAGCUACUGCAACCAUGGCCGUUGUUCUUUCCAGUGGCAUCAGCCAGUUGAAGUGGAUACACUUCAUUCGCCGUAGGCCUCUAUCCGACAUGGAGAUAUUUGAUGAUGCCAGUCGAGGUACAUGGGGAGCUUUAAUGAUGCUUAUCAAACUCAGGGGGGGUCUUCUCGGCUCUUUCGGUGCCUUCGUUGUCAUUCUAACGCUGGCCUUCAAUCCAUUCGCCCAGCAAAUCGCAACUUUCCACGCCCGCACUACCAACUCCACCGAAGGAGCUACGAAUAUUCGCUCUUCGCAAUAUUUGGUCGCCUUGAGUAGUCAAAGUGCAUCAGAAGGCUUCAUCCCAAUUCUCCCCUUCAAAGCUGCCGUAUAUAACGGGCUCUUUGCUGAGAAUGGCAAGCCUUGGUUAAGUCUCCCCGUCAAUUGUCAAACGGGAAACUGCACAUGGGAACCCUUCGAGACUCUUGGUGUUUGCAAUUCUUGUGUCGACAUUACUGAGUUCAUGACUCGAACUUGCGAAGAUGGUUCUAUGCCCGAAGGCAACUUGACAGAAUGCGGCUGGUCUGUACCUCUUGGUGCCAAGCUCAAAACACACGCCGAGGUUUUCAGCAUGACCCCCAUUUUUCCUCGGGGCCUCGGCGACAUGUCCUACUCAACGAUCAUGAAGCUUGUAUUCAUGGGAACCGAGAAUCAAGAAGGAGUUGCUGGCGAUCUCGCACCAUGGGCUCGACAGUGUACCCUCCAAGCUUGCGUCCAAACCGUCAGCUCCUCGAUCGUUAACGGAGAACUCAAGGAAACAAUACUCCACAUAAGAACGAACGAUACAGUAGCUACAGCAACCCAGGAAUCCCUCGAACCUAUCUAUAUUCUAGGAGACAGCAGCGAAUAUCUUUACCCAAUUCAUAUAAAGGUUAUGAUGGGCAUGAGGUCGUGGUUUUCAGACCUGUUCCGUACGGGGUCGGCUUCAAGGAAUCAAGAAGUGAUCAGCAAAACCAUCUCCACGCCAGACAAUGUCAUUGCGAAUCUCACUGUCGGUAUAUCCAGCGGUGAAACAUUUUUUGACACAGACAUCGUGCAAGCUUUCUAUUGGAACUACUACGAAUACCCCGCCGGUAUCGAUAUGCUGAUGAACGAUCUUGCGACUAGCGUAACAAUCAGUUUUCGAAGCUUCAACGGCACCAAUGUCACUGGCAUAGCACACACCGUCGAGAGCUACAUUCACGUCGAAUGGGGCUUCCUCACGGUCCCUCUUCUCACCAUUUUACUUACGAUUAUCUUUUUAAGCGGGGCAAUCUACCAGACAUACAGUCACAAGGCAAAGCUAUGGAAAAGCAGCAUGUUAGCAACCCUGGUCCAUGGUCUGGACAGAAGUGCACGGGAAAGAUUAGAAGACUUGGGAGGGUUGAGGGAGCAGCAAAACGCCGCGAAGUCUUUCAAUGUGCAAUUGAACGAAGGCGACGAAGGGCUCUUAGUCCUUUCCAAAUAUGAUGAUAUUUAG
This is a messenger RNA of Colletotrichum navitas, 1689 nucleotides long. RefSeq lists its product as uncharacterized. The transcript is spliced from 2 exons. The record is from RefSeq and is a predicted model, not a curated record. NCBI's taxonomy places the organism in Eukaryota, Fungi, Ascomycota, Sordariomycetes, Glomerellales, Glomerellaceae. Bases 1 to 1689 code for a protein of 562 amino acids.